This is a messenger RNA of Merops nubicus (carmine bee-eater), 633 nucleotides long. RefSeq names its product WD repeat-containing protein 34-like. The record is from RefSeq and is a predicted model, not a curated record. Gene Ontology annotation, molecular function: dynein light chain binding; dynein heavy chain binding. Gene Ontology annotation, cellular component: cytoplasmic dynein complex; ciliary plasm. The transcript is spliced from 4 exons. Gene Ontology annotation, biological process: intraciliary transport. The annotation marks the transcript as partial. Lineage: Eukaryota; Metazoa; Chordata; Aves; Coraciiformes; Meropidae.
AAAAGCUGCCAGACUGGGAAAAUUUCAACAGCAGAAGCUGCAGUACAGUGUUGUACUAGCCGAGAUGCUGCUGUGCAGGUGGAUCAAAGUGCAGACACUGUCCAAGACUUCCAGCAAGAUGUCCAAGUAGAUAACAGCAGCCUUCUAUCGUUCCUUCAGAGAGUGGAGGAGGCUGUUAUCAAAGAGCUCAAUAAGAACUGGCAGAGCCGUGCCUUUGAUGGCUUUGAGGUCAACUGGACAGAUCAGAAUGAAACAGUGCUGUGUUUGCACACGCUGGCAUACCCUAAGGCUCAGGAGCAGCAGCUGCAGGUUACCAGCCUCUCCUGGAACACAACUGGCUCUGUUGUGGCCUGUUCCUACGGCCGGUUGGACAGUGGGGACUGGAGCACGGAAAAAUCCUACGUUUGUACCUGGAAUGUGGACAGGAGAGGGUUGAACCCACAGUGCCCUGACCUCGUGGUGGAUGUUCCCAGCUCUGUCAUGUGCCUGGCUUUCCACCCCUCCCAGCCUUCGCUGAUAGCGGGUGGCCUUUUCAGUGGGGAGCUGGUGGUGUGGGAUACCAGCCGGAGCGAAGACCCUGUGACCUGGAGGACAGGGAUGACAGAUGACACUCACACCGACCCCGUCUGCCAG